Messenger RNA from Manis javanica (Malayan pangolin), 5523 nucleotides. RefSeq names its product autophagy related 12 (gene ATG12). The record is from RefSeq and is a predicted model, not a curated record. Gene Ontology annotation, molecular function: Atg8-family ligase activity. Gene Ontology annotation, biological process: autophagosome assembly; piecemeal microautophagy of the nucleus; protein lipidation involved in autophagosome assembly. NCBI's taxonomy places the organism in Eukaryota, Metazoa, Chordata, Mammalia, Pholidota, Manidae. Gene Ontology annotation, cellular component: cytoplasm; autophagosome membrane; Atg12-Atg5-Atg16 complex.
ACGCUGGGACGUUGUUCCCUGACCCCUUCCGAAGGUGUGUUGCAGUGGGAAAACAGCAGGUAGAGGGUUUGCGACAGGUUCGACACGGGGGACCAGCCAGCAACGUCAACUUUCACUGCUGGGUUGGGUGCCCCUACAGCGCCUCCUUAGCGACGGUCUCCGGCGUCAAGCGCGCCCACGGUGAGCGCGGGGCCGCCACUUCCGCUCUCGCCUCCCACCGCGCAAGAUGGCUGAGGAGUCGGAAUCCGCGCUGCAGCUCACCCCCCCGACUGCCGCUGACGGCGACGGCCCCACGGAGGUCUCCCCGGAAACAGCCACUCCGGAGCCCCCUUCCUCCGCUGCAGUCUCCCCGGGAACAGAGGAACCUGCCGGUGACGCCAAGAAAAAAAUUGACAUCCUGUUAAAGGCUGUGGGAGACACUCCAAUAAUGAAAACAAAGAAGUGGGCUGUAGAGCGAACCCGAACCAUCCAAGGACUCAUUGACUUCAUCAAAAAAUUCCUUAAACUUGUGGCCUCAGAACAGCUGUUUAUUUAUGUGAAUCAGUCCUUUGCCCCCUCCCCAGAUCAGGAAGUUGGAACCCUCUAUGAGUGUUUUGGCAGUGAUGGUAAACUGGUCCUACAUUACUGCAAAUCUCAGGCAUGGGGAUGAACUACAGAGAAAAAGAUCUUGCUACUUAAAUGAAUCUUCACAAAGGAAACGGCCCUGAGAAGUUUUGAUACUUGUGGCAAGAGACUUGUGGAUAUGAUCUGCUCAGCAUUUAUCUAUGGUCCAUGUUUAUGCAUAAAAAAAUUCCAUAGAAUAGAUGGACUCAGAAAAGGGUGAUUUGUAUUAAUACAUGAUCAUAAAAGAUUGACAUUAGAGUAUACCCAUUACUACAGCAAUUGCUCCAGAUCUGCAUCUGAGGGAUUGAAAAGGAAAUUUAAGAUAGUAUACAGCUUCUUUAUUAGCAGUUUUCAAAAUGACUGAAGUUAUUUACUUGAGCACUCUGCUGAUUUAUUUCCACUGUAACAGUCAGCUUACUGAAGGAUUAUUUUUGUGCUUAUUCAGCAAAGUUCAGUUUGUUUGAGGUAUGGAAAAUGCCUUUUCUCAUUUACAUCUAUGUCCUCAGUGUUGUGAAACAGUCACAUUGACCAGCUGGCUUUAUACCUCACGUGGUCCAGUAGAGGGCAGCCCAGCUUGGCAGAAUUGGUUUUCAGUCAUCUUUGCCAGAUGAUGAUGGAGGAAAAAAGCUGUUCCUGCUAAUUUCUAGCAAACAUCUAGACAAGAGAGCACAUGUGUUGACACACUGGAAUUCUGCUUUAGAGAAUGUGUGGUUGAGAUUUACUUAUUAUAUUGGGAAACAAGGAAUUUUACAAAUUGUGUACAAAUUAGUCAUAUAGCUCUUUUCAGUCCUAUCAUUUAAUGAUUCUUGAUCCCAGUGGUUAUAACUGUGGUGUUAUCCUGUCCCUGUUAUUACAGUGUCGAAAGCAUUCAGUGAGUAAAUUUGACAACAUUGAGUUUUUUAUAAUCCAUUUUGCCAACUUGAAAAUGCUCAAAACCUGUUAAAAAAUAGCCUUAGAUUUUAUGUGCAUUUCAUGCCAUGACUAAAAGUACUGUUUUUGCAGAUGCUGUUGGGAUAGUAAUUGCUUUAAGUGAGAUUUAAUUUUUCUUCAUUCUGUAUAAUACUGGCAAUAGAGCAUUAAGGAAAAAAAGCAUUCCAAUAAAUCGAAUGCAAUAUCCAAACAGGAUCUAAGGUGUGUCCAAAAACAAAGUGUUUAUUUUCAAAGAUAAUAGAAAUGGUAUGAUUUUGUCAGAAUAACUACACUUAGGUCCCUUAAAUACCAAAAUGUACUUUAUGGUUAAUGAUUUGCCAUACAUUAGCAAUAAAGGUGCUAAGGAACAAUUCAGUUUACAGUGAUAAAAUUACUGUUCAGCUCUUAUUUUCUGACCAAUAUGUAUUUUAAGUCCCUUAUACUGGUGCCCCUGUGUCGUAAGUUAUUACAGCUAGUAGUUAGCACUGGAACAAGACAGGUUGAAUUGUGCAAGUUUGUCUUGUAAGACUUGGUAGGACAUUUAUAUAUGUUGAAAGCUGGAAAAUAAAAUUAGAUACAGAAAAGAUCUCUUACCCAGCUUUGUCUACAGUUCACUGAAAGAUGUGGAUAUAUUUAUAUGCUUCUAUAUUUAAUAGAUAGCAAAAAUAUGUUUAUAUGUUUGCAGCCAAGGUUUCAGAUGAUAGAAUAUUUACUACCUCAACAGUCAGAACUACUUGAGUUUGAAUUUGUGACAUCAAUUUAAUUGUUAUUUUAUCUAAAUAAUGUAUUUAUUAAAUCUAAGGUUAGCAAAAUAGGUAUCUUUUUUGUUUUCUUCCCUAAUGACCUUAAAGAACUUACAGGGCUUUACACUUUUUCAAACUAUAUCUACAUUUUUAUCUCUUAAUCCUUGCCCAAAGAAUUAAUCAUUCUGUACUAACUUUGCAAUCCUCAGUUUACAGGCCUGGAUCCCCUAAGUUAUUGAGUGACUAGAAACUCAAACAUAAUACAGAUAUUUUUGCAGAUGUCUGUUUAAACUGUGUUAAUUAUAAUUGAACUUUGAGGGGUAGGGGUUGAACCUUCAGCCUCUAUUUUCAGUUUCCCAUGUUUAUGAGGAAAUCUGUGUCAGUGUCAUGCUUUAUCUUACUGUGCAGAAAUGGCCUACGGCAUAUAGUGUGUACAAUAUUAGAAUAUUGUGUGUCUAUCUUUGAAGAUAACCUAUACCAAGGACUUCAUGAAUUCCCAAUAUUUGGUGUGUGAGGAAAGUGAAUGUUUAUCUGUAAUCAAAAUGAGAUUAGGUACUUCCUGGAAUCUAGGAUUUCUAGAAGUUUUAACCCUGAAGGGACCUUAAAUAUCACCUACUCUAAUCAGAUUAGAAAACUGAAGAGGUACAGACUAUGCCUUAGGUUAAAUAGCAUUAGUCAGCUUAGUUGUGUGUAACCAGAAAUGGGAAAGUCUGGUGUAAAGAGUUUAAAAAUGAAAGUUGCCUUUCAUGCAGCUUCUGCUUCAUUUUCCAAGGAUUGUAAUAUACGGGGUAAGCUGCUGGCACUAGGGAAGUCGGCUACAAAUCACAUACUGAAAAGUACUCAGAAAAUGAUACAGUAGGCUUAGUCUUAUAAAUACUGUUUCCCUACAUUUCCAACCCACACUGAAUGUGAGUGUUCACUAUUCCCUGAAUGUGCCUUUUGUGUCCUACAUCUGUGUACUUACACCUUCACCCCUUCAAAUCCUCUCUGCUUAAUUCAGAUUUUAACUUAGUUUGUGUGAAUCAAUCAAGGAGGAGAUACUGUCUCAGUGGAAUACUUACAGCAAAGUGUCACUAUUACAACACUUACAAGCAGGCGUCCGAUGCCCUUUCAUGAUUAGUGUUCCUGAAAAUAGGGCUUUUUUUGUUUCUUAUUUGGUAUCCACACACAUAAUACUUAAUACAUUUCCUUACACAUAUAUAAUCACUUAUUUAUAUUGAAUGAUAGCGUGGCUUGCAAAGUAUGAUUUAACCUAGAAAAGCAACAAUAAAAGACAUCUGGCAGGAGAUGAAAAUAUUUGCAACUUCUGACAGGGUUUUAGUGCCUAGUAUGUGAAGAACUCAUUUCAUUUGAUAAAAAAGACAUCUGAAAAGGGGGGGGGAAAUAUUAAAAUAGAAUUGAUAAAAAAAAAGAUGGCCCUAAAGCACAAAAAGUUAUAAAAAAAAUGAAAUGCUGAUUAGCACCCAUCAUAGCAAUAAUUAAAAGCAAUGUAAUUAUCAGUCAUGGCAAAGUUGUGGGAAAAUGCCUAUCAUCUUGGUGAAUGGAAUGUGAAUUGGCACUACAUUUUUAGUGAAAUUUGCAAAAUCUAUCAAAAGCCUUGAAACAAUAUAAACUUAGAUGUGUUCAUACUUUCCAUCUGUUCAUUCACAUACUGGCUGCCUAUGAUGUCCUCAGCAUUUGGAAUGAGAUCAGUAAGAUCCCUGGACUUAUGGCCCUAUCAUUCUAAUUUGGAAGCAGGUUUUCAGAUAAUGAUUUUAAAUAAUUGGACUUUUUAACUGAAUUUUUAGAAAUAAUGGGAAGUAAGUAACAUUUGAUACCAAAUAAUAGAUUUACCUGUAUUUUCUGGAAAGAUAAAAUAUGUGUGUGUAUGAUUGUGAGUAGACUCUUCAGUUAGAAGAAUCCUUGUAAAUCAACUCCUGUAGUUGCUUCCAUGUCCUUACAGGAGAUAACGCAUGAAGCUUAUGUUGAUUUCUUUUGGUGAUAGCCACAAAGGAAACACUUCAUUUAAGAUGGCUCUAUUCCUAUAGAACUGUCUUCCUGCGUGCCUCUUUCAGCUAUUUGUUCUCUGUAUCUAGUAUCUAGAUUCAUGAAGCAUGUCUUUUUUCCAUUUCCAACCCAGUCCUCCUGCUUGUGGCAAGUCUGUUCCUUUCAAAUGCUUAGACUCAUUCUCAGUCCCUCUGUAGACAACCCACUUCCCAAAUCUGUUAGCAAAUCCUGGCAGCUUUUUACUUUGAAAAUAUGUCCAGGAUCAUCACUUCUGCUCCCACUAGCCAAAGUCACCGUUAUCUCACUAAAAUUGUUAAUAGCCAACUAACUGACUUGCCUUUACCUGCUCUCUCCUCUGGCCAAAAUCCCCAAAUUGCUCCCCAUAUCUGACUGAAAGCUGAAGACCUUACAUCGUCCUACAAGGGCCUAAGUGGUCCAUCCCCACAUAAAAAGUCCCCAUUUUUACACCCUGCCACCAGCCACAUCCAUGUUCAUCACUGUUACUCAAACACUAAGCUUGCAACUUCGUGUUUCCCCCCAGGGCUUUUCCACUUAGACUGUUUCCUCCAUCUGGAAACUUCCCCCAGACAGCUGUGAGUCUCACUAACAUCCUUCCUUCCCUGCUCAAAUACCACUUCAUAAAGGAAGUGUUCCCCUGAACUCCCUCUGAAAUGAAAACACCACUGCACACCUCCUUCCCCUGCUUAAUUUUUCUCCAUUGAUAAUGCAUAGUAUUUGCCCAUUUCUGCAUGUAUACUAUAUGUACUAUCUAUUGGCAUGUCUACAUUCCCAACAAUCCCCACAUUAGAACAUAAGCCCUCGAAAAGCAGAGACUUAAUUCAUAAGCAGUGCCUGGCAUGUAGCACAUGCUUUUAAAAAUGUGUUGAAUGGAUGGUUAGAUAAUUCACAACUCUAGGAUCUGAACAAGAACAAGCAAUUGAAUUACUCUAGCCAAUUACUGAUAUGCUUUUUCUACCUUCAUUUAUACAUACACAAAGCACUGUGUGCUAGGCAUUGAGGAGAAUAUAAAAUAAAAUGUAAGUGGAGUCUGUCCUAAAGGUUCUCACUGUCAAGAUGACCCACAUGAGUAACUGCAAUACAUGUUUCCUAGUAAGGGCCAUAGGAAAGCGUGAUAUUGGCCCAAUGUUCAGGAGGAGAUACUGUUUUUUUGAGAGGAAGGCUUCUGAGCUAAGACUUUAAGAUGUGGACAUGUUGAAAAGGCCUAGAAUCUGGGUGGAAGGAAAAGCUUAAGCAAAAGAAUGGAUUUGGUAAGCAUGAGAAA